This is a messenger RNA of Perkinsus marinus ATCC 50983, 630 nucleotides long. Its product is annotated as Thermitase, putative. Lineage: Eukaryota; Perkinsozoa; Perkinsida; Perkinsidae. The record is from RefSeq and is a predicted model, not a curated record. Gene Ontology annotation, molecular function: serine-type endopeptidase activity. The coding region runs from base 1 to 630 and encodes 209 amino acids. The transcript has a single exon. Gene Ontology annotation, biological process: proteolysis.
AUGAAGCUCCUCCUAACAUCAUUCUGGUUCGUCUCGUGCAACCUUCUCUACGUUGAAGCAGAAGUGGGCCAAAAUGGCUCUUUCCGUGGGCUCGGUCCUGUGAACGGUGAUCCUAACGACAAGCUCUAUCACAAGCAGAAGGCUUAUCUUGAGGCCAUCUCUAUACCGGAGGCUUGGGGUAUCCUGGACUCUACUCCCAAGAGAACACCUGUGACCAUCGCAGUUAUUGACAACGGAAUCGAGGCCACUCACCCUGACUUGAAGGGUACCGUCAUCCAGGGCUACAACGUGGUUGAUAAGAAUGAUGAUACCAGUCCUCGAGGAGAGCAUGGAACCAACAUGGCUGGCAUCGUUGGUGCUAUCAGGAAUAACAAGAUCGGUAUGGCGGGUAUUCUGGACAGGGUGCGCAUACUGCCCAUAGUCACGGGUGCAACUUCGACUUUUCGCACAUUGACGGAUGCUUUCACCUACCUGAUCAAUGAAAAGAAAGAUGAUGUAAAAGUUAUUCUCAUGACGGACGGAACCGCCAAAUCAAGUUCUCGAGCCGUUACAGACAAGAUUUUGGAAGCAACUGCAGCUGGCAUGCUCGUUGUUGUUGCGGCAGGAAUCGCCACCUGGAUCUGGACAUAA